This is a messenger RNA of Marmota flaviventris (yellow-bellied marmot), 4689 nucleotides long. RefSeq names its product membrane associated guanylate kinase, WW and PDZ domain containing 1 (gene Magi1). Lineage: Eukaryota; Metazoa; Chordata; Mammalia; Rodentia; Sciuridae. Gene Ontology annotation, molecular function: protein binding. The record is from RefSeq and is a predicted model, not a curated record. Gene Ontology annotation, cellular component: cytoplasm; cell-cell junction. Gene Ontology annotation, biological process: signal transduction.
AUGUCGAAAGUGAUCCAGAAAAAGAACCACUGGACUAGCAGGGUUCACGAAUGCACCGUGAAGCGGGGACCUCAGGGCGAGCUGGGGGUGACGGUGCUGGGGGGCGCGGAGAACGGGGAGUUUCCAUAUGUUGGAGCAGUGGCGGCCACCGAGGUGGCGGGGCUCCCCGGCGGUGGCGAGGGCCCGAAGCUGAGCGAAGGAGAGCUGCUUCUGGAGGUGCAGGGGAUCCGGGUGUCCGGUCUGCCCCGCUAUGACGUGCUGGGGGUCAUCGACAGUUGCAAGGAGGCCGUCACCUUCAAAGCCGUCAGACCAGGAGGGAGGCUCCACAAGGACCUGCGACAUUUUCUCAAUCAACGGUUCCAGAAAGGGUCCCCGGAUCACGAGCUGCAGCAGACCAUAAGAGAUAACCUCUACCGCCACGCUGUGCCUUGCACCACCCGAUCUCCCCGGGAAGGAGAAGUGCCUGGCGUGGAUUACAGCUUCCUGACUGUGAAGGAGUUCUUGGAUCUCGAGCAGAGCGGGACUCUUCUGGAAGUUGGCACCUAUGAAGGAAACUAUUAUGGGACACCCAAACCUCCCAGCCAGCCAGUCAGUGGGAAAGUGAUCACAACGGAUGCCUUGCAAAGCCUUCAGUCUGGCUCCAAGCAGUCGACCCCGAAGCGCACCAAGUCCUACAAUGACAUGCAAAAUGCUGGCAUAGUCCCCGCGGAGACCGAGGAGGAGGAUGACGUUCCUGAAAUGAACAGUAGCUUUACAGCCGAUUCUGGGGACCAGGACGAGCACCCUCUCCAAGAAGCAGCUCUUGCGCCUGUGAAUAGUAGCCUCGUUGCUGCUCCCAUCACGGACCCUUCUCAGAAGUUCCCUCAGCACCUACCUCUUUCCGCAGAGGAUAAUUUAGGUCCUCUGCCUCAAAACUGGGAGAUGGCCUAUACCGAAAAUGGAGAAGUCUACUUUAUAGACCAUAACACAAAAACAACGUCUUGGUUAGACCCUCGGUGCCUGAACAAACAGCAGAAGCCUCUAGAAGAGUGUGAAGAUGAUGAAGGGGUACACACCGAGGAGCUGGACAGUGAACUAGAACUGCCUGCUGGUUGGGAAAAGAUCGAAGAUCCUGUCUAUGGUGUCUACUAUGUAGACCACAUCAACAGGAAGACUCAGUAUGAGAACCCAGUUCUAGAAGCCAAACGGAAGAAGCAGCAACAACAGCAGCAGCAGCAGCAGCAGCAAUCCCAGCAGCCGCCACCCCCAGAAGAUUGGACAGAAGAUCAUUCAUCCCUUGUGCCUCCUGUUAUUCCAAACCACCCCCCAAGCAAUCCGGAGCCAACCAGGGAAGCUCCACUUCAGGGCAAACCCUUUUUUACACGAAACCCUUCUGAGUUGAAAGGCAAGUUCAUCCACACGAAGCUGCGGAAAAGCAGUCGUGGCUUCGGCUUCACGGUAGUUGGAGGGGACGAACCCGAUGAGUUCCUCCAGAUCAAGAGCUUGGUCCUGGACGGUCCUGCCGCCCUGGAUGGCAAGAUGGAAACAGGCGAUGUCAUUGUCAGCGUGAACGACACCUGCGUCCUGGGACACACGCACGCGCAAGUUGUGAAAAUCUUCCAGUCUAUCCCCAUUGGUGCCAGCGUGGACCUUGAACUCUGCCGAGGUUACCCAUUGCCUUUUGACCCAGAUGACCCCAACACCAGUUUAGUGACCUCGGUGGCUAUUUUGGACAAAGAGCCCAUUAUCGUGAACGGACAGGAGACCUACGAUUCCCCAGCGAGCCACAGCAGUAAAACAGGCAAAGCCAGCAGCAUGAGGGACGCCAGGCCCAGCAGCCCCGCGGACGUGGCCUCCACCGGCUCCCACGGGUACCCCAACGACACCGUGUCCUUGGCCUCGUCCAUCGCCACGCAGCCGGAGCUCAUCACCGUGCACAUAGUCAAGGGGCCCAUGGGCUUCGGGUUCACUAUCGCCGACAGCCCGGGGGGUGGGGGCCAGAGAGUGAAGCAGAUCGUGGACAGUCUGAGGUGCCGGGGCUUGAAAGAAGGGGACCUCAUCGUGGAGGUCAAUAAGAAGAACGUGCAGGCCUUGAGUCACAACCAGGUGGUGGAUAUGCUCAUCGAGUGUCCCAAGGGAAGCGAGGUCACCCUGUUGGUGCAGCGAGGAGGGCUGCCCGUUCCCAAGAAGAGCCCAAAGUCGCAACCACUGGAAAGGAAAGACAGCCAGAGUAGUUCUCAACACAGCGCUUCCAGCCACCGGAGCCUGCACACGGCGUCCCCGAGUCACAACACGCAGGUGCUCCCAGAGUACCCACCCACCGAGGCUCCCGCUCCAGAUCAGACCGACAGCUCUGGGCAGAAGAAACCAGAUCCUUUUAAAAUCUGGGCCCAGUCCAGGAGCAUGUAUGAAAACCGACCUAUGUCACCUUCGCCUGCAUCGGGAUUGAGCAAGGGGGAAAGAGAGAGAGAAAUCAGUUCCACGAAUUUUGGAGAAUGUCAGAUUCCCGACUACCAGGAACAGGACAUCUUCCUCUGGAGAAAAGAGACUGGAUUCGGAUUUAGGAUUCUAGGUGGAAAUGAGCCGGGGGAACCUAUUUAUAUUGGUCACAUCGUACCACUGGGUGCUGCUGACACAGACGGCCGCCUGAGGUCUGGCGAUGAAUUAAUCUGUGUGGAUGGGACACCAGUAAUCGGGAAAUCACACCAGCUCGUGGUCCAGCUUAUGCAACAAGCUGCCAAACAGGGCCACGUCAAUCUCACAGUGCGGCGAAAAGUGGUGUUUGCUGUCCCGAAAACCGAGAACGAGGUGCCCUCGCCAGCCUCCUCCCACCACAGCAGCACCCAGCCGGCCUCGCUGACGGAGGAGAAGCGCACCCCACAGGGCAGCCAGAACUCCCUCAACACCGUGAGCUCGGGCAGCGGCAGCACCAGCGGCAUUGGCAGCGGCGGCGGCGGGGGCAGUGGCGUGGUCAGCACCGUGGUCAGCACCGUGGUGCAGCCCUACGACGUGGAGAUCCGGCGCGGGGAGAACGAGGGCUUCGGCUUCGUCAUCGUGUCCUCGGUGAGCAGGCCCGAAGCAGGCACGACCUUCGCAGGCAAUGCAUGUGUGGCUAUGCCUCACAAAAUAGGUCGGAUUAUUGAGGGGAGCCCUGCUGACCGCUGUGGCAAGCUGAAAGUAGGAGACCGGAUCUUGGCAGUAAAUGGAUGUUCCAUCACCAACAAAUCCCAUUCAGACAUUGUCAACCUAAUCAAGGAAGCAGGAAACACAGUUACCCUCCGCAUCAUUCCUGGGGAUGAGUCCUCAAAUGCCACUUUGCUGACCAAUGCAGAGAAGAUUGCCACCAUCACCACCACACACACCCCUUCUCAGCAAGGGGCCCAGGAGACAAGGAACACCGCCAAACCAAAGCCGGAAUCUCAGUUCGAGUUCAAAGCUCCCCAGGCUACCCAGGAGCAAGAUUUUUACACUGUGGAACUGGAAAGAGGAGCCAAGGGAUUUGGCUUUAGUCUUCGAGGGGGUCGAGAAUAUAACAUGGACCUCUAUGUUCUGCGCUUAGCAGAGGAUGGUCCUGCAGAAAGAUGUGGAAAGAUGAGGAUUGGUGAUGAAAUUCUAGAGAUCAAUGGCGAGACCACCAAAAACAUGAAGCACUCUCGGGCCAUUGAACUGAUUAAGAAUGGUGGCCGCAGAGUUCGUCUGUUUCUGAGGCGGGGAGACGGCUCGGUCCCGGAAUAUGACCCCAGCAGCGACCGGAACGGCCCCUCCGCCGGUGCACAAGGCUUUCCGGAAGUGAGGGCCGGACCGGAAGUGAGGGCCGGACCGGAAGUGAGGGCCGGACCGUCCGGCCGCCAGCACCCAUCAUUGGAGUCCAGUUACACACCCGACGUUCACAAAUCAUCACCACAUGGGGAGAAGCGGGCACACGUGAGAGACCCAAAAGGCAGCCGAGAGUACAGCAGACAACCCAAUGAACACCACACCUGGAAUGGAACUUCCCGAAAGCCCGACGGCGGGGCCUGCCGACCCAAGGACCGGGCGCCCGAGGGACGCCGAGACGCGCAGGCCGAGCGGAUGGCAACCAACGGGCCCAAGAGGAGGUCCCCGGAGAAGCGCCGGGACGGCACGCGCAGCGCCGACACCACCCUGGAGAGGAGGGAGAAGCCCGAGAAGAGGCGGGAAGGGUCUCCCGAGCGCCGGCGGGAGCGGUCCCCCACGCGCCGAAGGGACAGCUCGCCCAGCCGGCGGCGGCGGUCCCUUGAAAGACUCCUGGAUCCCAGAAGGUCCCCGGAGCGAAGGAGAGUGGCCUCGCCCGAGAGGAGGGCCAAGUCCACCGAUCGGAGACGGGCCCGGUCCCCCGAGCGCCGCCGAGAGCGUUCGCUGGAUAAAAGGAGCCGAGAGGACCGAGGUGGCCACCGCGAGCGGGAAGAGGCGACUCUGAAACAGGAAGUGGGCAGAAGUUCCAGAAAUCCCCCGGAGCAGAGGAGGCGACCUUAUAAAGAAUGUAGCACCGACCUCAGUAUCUGAGACUUGACACGCAUUCCAACCUUUACCAUGUCAAAGGUUCUAAGAGGAAGGUCACAAACCUGAAAUAAUUUAGUUUUCUUACCUUAGGAAGCAUCUCUGACACCUGGUGAUCCUAUGAAUAGCUACAAACAUUUUAUGCAUUUGAGAUCUUCUAAGAAAAAAAAAUUAUAUAUGAAAAGUCUUGUG